Striga hermonthica is the source of this 1089-nucleotide messenger RNA. NCBI's taxonomy places the organism in Eukaryota, Viridiplantae, Streptophyta, Magnoliopsida, Lamiales, Orobanchaceae. The record is from the annotation of a GenBank genome assembly.
AUGAAGAAAGACUUGCUCGAGCAAUUUGAUGGUUUGGUACAGAAGGAAGAUGUAGAUUUGAAGUACAAAUUGAGGCUUCUCAUUGUCCUCGAGUAUGCGGUGUUGUCUAACGAGUGCCGGACUCUUGUGGAUGAAAGAUGGUUUCAUCUCGUUGAAGAUUUGGAACAAUUUAAUAGCUAUCCUUGGGGGAACUUGUCGUACGAGUACACCGUUUGGGCAUUUGAGGCACUGCCUGAGCUUGGAAGAAAAUUUGCUCAAACUUAUGGUAGUGGCAGACUUCCGAGAAUGAUGUCUUGGAAAAACAUACUAAUUUGCUCGCUUCGCCACUGUUUACUCAUUUUCCAAGACAUCAUUCUCGGAAUUGUGGAGGCCAAUUUUGAUAAACAUGUUUUUCCUGUGGGGAAAAAUGUCGAGGACCUGAAUGUUGAAGAAUCGGAAGGUUGCCGAUUAUUGCCGGGCCCGCCUGCAUCAGUCGGAGGAUGUCAUGGUGGGGACAUUGAUUGUGCCGACAAUAAGUUUCCGCCAGUUGCGCCCAACUCUGUGGCGUCCACAGCUGUGGUUGCUUUGAUCUGCUCGACUCACAUCAUUGUCGCCAACUGCGGUGAUUCGAGGGCUGUUCUGUGUCGGGCAAAAGUGCCGAUGCCCUUGUCUGUGGACCACAGACCGAAUAGCAAAGCCGAAUGUGCGAGAAUAGAGGCCGCGGGAGGCAAAGUCGUCUACUGGAAUGGGUACCGAGUCUCGGGUUUCCUGGCCGUUUCGAGGUCCAUUGACCCGGAAGUUAUGUUUGUUCAUCGUGCAAAAGAAGAUGACUGUUUAAUUCUGGCCAGUGAUGGGCUGUGGGAUGUGAUAACGAAUGAGGAGGCUUGUGACUUGGCCCGAAAGAGGAUUCUGCUAUGGCACAAGAAUAAUGCAGGCCAGGAUUGUUCAAGAGAAAGAAGGCCCGCGAUUGACCCGGCAGCUCAGGAUGCUGCUGAUUAUCUCUCGCGGCUCGCGAUCCGUAAAGGGAGCAGAGAUAAUAUCCCAGUCAUAGUUAACGACCUCAGAGCUCGGAGGAAGCUGAAAAGGAAGGGUUUAGAAAGAAAGUUGUAA